AUGAGAAUUCUUCCUCGCUUGCUCACUGUGCUUGCGUCAUGUUCGGCUAGGAGCACGUUGAUGGAUGCAUCAGGAAACCUCCGGUUGAAAAUAUCGGAUGCUAAAACAACGUCUCAGGGUGUUGUGUCGAUUGUUUUCAGCCCUGACACGAAGUCUUUCUUGACUGAUUCAAAUGAGAUCCUUUGUCUAGAAUCGACAGAUCCUCCAUGCCUAGUCUGUCGUGGAGCCACCCUCAGUGGAACAUCGGUCGCUGAGGGCUGUGCUUUAUCCACUAUUUCGGUUGUGUCCGAUGCAAUUCUAGUGGAUGGUAUCACACAUGGAGAUGUGGAAGCAGGAUGGAGUAAUUCGAGACAUGCCAGGACAAUAACAGCCUUGUUCAGAGCGCGAUUGAGCCUCGCUUCAUCAUCCAAGCAGUUGCUCAUACUUUGUAUUCAUGGCGACAUUGGUGAAUCCGAGAGUCUUCGCCUGAAGGGAGAAGCCAAAAGCCUCUUCGAUGCAACAGCUGCUGAAGUCAAAUCUGAUGCUGCAUUCACCGAAAUGUACGAUGUUUCCGUUGUCUCUGUCGAUUCAAAGUCGGAUCCAAAUGCUGUGUUGUCAAAAGCCUUUCAGCACGCAGGGACGAUAGCCGGAACGGAUACGUCCCUUGCAAGUGCUCUCGAAGAAGCACACAGUAAAGUUAUUCGAUCAGGAGUUGCAGUAGCAGCAAAAGAUCCUCCACAUAUUGCUCAAGCUUUUGUUACUGUUGGCAAUGCAGUCACAAAACAAACGAGAACGGUUCGAGCUAAGGUUGUCGUAUGGGAAAACCGUAUUUCCCGAGGACUUUGGGUAGAAGGAUUUGGUUCGGAAGCGGAAUUAGUUCGUCAGCGAGUCCUUGCUAGCUUUGAUUCCGAGACUCUAGCUGCUGCUGGACUACCUCUUGUGGCGACCUACAGAAUGGAAAUGAGAGCCCAACUCGCCUCUUUGAUCGACAGCUCCAUCCGCAAUGCUUUCACUCUGCAAGUGAACAAUAUCAAUAAAUCUGUGGAGAAAAAGUUUCGUGGGUGUCUUUUGAAAAAAAUGAAUGCUUCACCAGAGGAAGUAAAGGCUGAAACAGCUGUUGGCUUGCAAUCGGCAAUGUCCGAUCUAGAAAAGACUUUGGCAGAACUAGAAGUGCCAUCCUUAGGUCUUAGCAAAGCCAAGGUUUGCCGAGAUGCAGAGUCUAGACUCACUGAUCUGGGCAUUGCAGUCGUUGACAGUCCUGCAGCACAGCUGAGGCGAACGAAAAAUGUCAUGAAGGUGACAAACAAGGAAAAGCAACUGGGGCAACGGUCCGUAAGUUUCGGUCUUGAUCUGGUUGCAAUGCUGAGACCUGACGGAUUUGGAAACCUUCAGGGUUUCGCAGGGUACCAAUAUGGAGGAAAUAGUUUCACAUUUGGUGUUCACAACGACGCUGAUGAUCCACAGACAGUUGCUCAGUUUGGGGGGGUACGUCCGCCACUGCUACGCAUUCAACCAAAGCUCCGAGUAGAUGUAGAGCUAUAG
Molecule: messenger RNA, 1521 nt
Organism: Cylindrotheca closterium
Lineage: Eukaryota; Bacillariophyta; Bacillariophyceae; Bacillariales; Bacillariaceae
Source: the annotation of a GenBank genome assembly